UGGUUGUUGGAUGCCCCUCGAGCACAUAGAUCUUGCAAAUCUGGAUGUGUUUCUGAAGCCAAAAUCUCACUUCCUCUUGGGAAGGAAAACUGAGAGCAGAAAUGGCCCAGGCAAUUGUUUCUGUUGUGGUGCGAAAACUUGGAGACUUCCUAGUCCAAGAAGCCCAAUUCUUGUAUCGAGUCCGUGAUCAAGUCGAGUGGAUAGAAGGUGAAUUGCGGCAAAUUCAAUGCUUCUUGGAGGACGCUGACCGCAAAGAGAACCGGAGCGAUGAGGGAGUGAAGAACUGGGUGAGAGAUGUCAGAGAUGUUGCUUACCAGGCUGAGGACAUCAUCGAAACAUUUAUGCUCAAGAUUGAGAGACGGCGGCGGCGCAGAGGCUUCAUGGGCCCCGUCAAUAGAGCUCGAUAUGGCAUCGCCAAUAUAGGUGAAAGUGGGAGUAGCUAUGCAGAGGAGAGUGUGCAAGCACGGCGGCGGAUAUUACCACAUGAUGAUGAUUCACAUGUUGUAGGUUUCGAGGAUGAUAGGAAAGCAAUUGCAGAGCAAUUACUCGAUCCAAAAAAUACACGGCGUUGCGUGAUCUCGAUAGUUGGAAUGGGUGGCCAGGGCAAGACUACACUUGCUAAAAAGGUUUACAAUACGAGCGAAAUCAAGAGAAACUUUGCGAAAUAUGCGUGGAUAUCAGUUUCUCAGGAUUAUAAUGUGAAAGACAUUUUGAAGAACGUCAUGAGGAAAGUUAUAGGAAUUUUAGAGGAAACAAUGGAUAGGAUGCAUGAAGAUGACUUAAAAGAAAAGCUGCAUGAGUUCUUGAAAGACAAGAGAUAUUUGAUCGUAAUGGAUGAUAUAUGGAGUCCAGAAAUGUGGAAAAAAAUUGCGUCAGCUUUUCCAGAUGCGAAGAAUGGAAGCAGAAUCAUUUUCACUUCACGCUUCAUAGAUGUUGCCAAAUCUGCUGAUCCAGAUACCCCACCCUAUAAGUUAAGGUUUCUAGAUGGACAGGAGAGCUGGGACCUCUUUCUUAGGAAGGUUUUUCCAAAUCAAGAUGUUAAAACGAGCUUCCCUGACAACUUGGAGAAGUUGGGUCGAAAAUUAGUGAAAAGAUGUGGUGGUUUACCUCUUGCUCUUGUUGUGCUAGGAGGCAUGCUAUCGAAAAAAGAAAAAAAUCCUAUUGAAUGGUCAAAAGUGAAGAAGAGCUUGAAAUGGGAGGCAGAUAAAGAUGGCAAACAAUGCUUAGACAUACUGGCUUUGAGCUAUGAAGGUUUACCAUAUGACCUGAAAUCAUGCUUUCUCUAUCUUGGUUGUUUCCCCAAGGACUCAGAGAUCAGUGCUACAAAACUGAUUAGGUUAUGGACUGCAGAAGGCUUCAUUCCGGCAAGAGAGAGGGAAACUUCCGAUGAAACAGCGGCAGAUUACUUGGAAGAGUUAGUCCAGAGGUGCAUGGUUCAAGUUGUGAAAAGGAGGUCUGACGGGGGUGUUAAGACCUUCCGUGUUCAUGAUCUCCUGCGUGAAUUGUGCAUAUUGGAAGCAAAAGAGGCUCGAUUUCUGGACGUUUAUAGCACUGAAGAUCAGACAACCACAAGUGCUUCACGCCGUGUGGCUUUAUUCCACUACGGUGCCGAUGUACUGGAGUCUCUUAAUUCUUCUUCUAAAUUCCUGCGCACUCUCUUAGGCUUCAAUGUGUAUGAAAGCUAUGAUCCUGUAAUGCUGAGGCUACACAAUCUGAAGUUGCUGAGAGUGAUUGAUCUGGAAGGGGCUCCACUCCGGAAGCUGCCCAAGGAAAUCAAAAGCAUAAUCCAUUUGAGAUAUUUGGGCCUGAGAAACUCCGGGGUGUCAAAGAUUCCACCAUCCAUAGGAGAUCUUUGCUAUUUACAAACUUUUGAUGUAAGGUGGACUCGUGUCAAGUCUUUGCCCGAUGCAUUUUGGACGAUUCGUACACUCAGGCACGCAUACUUUACUUGGGCAAGUGCGAGCCCACAAAGGAUCAGUGCUGUAAAGAAUCUGCAGACCUUGAAGGGGGUACGUUGUGGACUAUGGAUUGAGGAGCAACUGCCGCAACUGACUAAUCUUCGGAACCUUGGGAUACUUGGAGUUUCAGAUUCAAAUGGAACGAUGCUGUCCAAGUCACUCAAGAACCUAAGUUCUCUAGUUUCAUUUAAACUCACCGGAAAUCCGAUCCCUACGGACAUCAUUCCGGCCUUAUCAGGACAUGAGCACCUUCAUGUUUUGUAUCUAAGUGGACGUUUGUCAAAGAGGCAACAAUUACCCAACAGCAAUGAAUUCCCUCAAAACCUCACCAAGCUCACAUUGCAGAUAUCGGCUCUAGAAGUGGACCCAAUGGAAACCCUGGAGAAGCUGCAAAACCUUAGAGUUCUUAGAUUGCUGCAUGGGGCAUAUGCAGGGAGAGAGAUGGUUUGCUCUGCAGGUGGCUUCUUGCAGCUGCAACAGUUGCAGCUCAAAUGUCUGAGGCCACUGGAAAAUUGGAGGGUGGAAGAGGGGGCGAUGCCUGUUCUCAUCCACUUGUCUAUUGCUCGAUGUGAGGAACUGAAGAUGCUUCCACAAGGACUAAGAUAUGUCACGACCCUUAAGAAGCUGGAGCUGGUGGGUAUGCCCGCAGCAUUUCGUGAUAGAGUUCGAGAAAAUGAUGGCCAGGAUUUGGCAGCAAUAAGUCAUGUUCCUUACAUCAUCAUAGUAUGAUAUCUGACUCGGUUUCUAAUGCUGGGAGAGUUUCUUUGCGUGACUGUACUUGGUGGUAAUUACCCUCUUGCUUCAGCAUCUUGAGUCUUAGUUUUCGAUUUCUUGAUUUGUCGUGAGCUAGUAUUCAUGUGAUUUUCUUGACGGUAGCACAUGCAUAUUGCUAAUGUUCAUGUGUACUUUAUUUAUGGUUUGCCGUUUGUGUUGAAUAAAAUUGUUCCCCUUCCGCUCAAACCUUCGUGAUUAAACAUUAAUGAACAACAAACUAUUAUAUG
Molecule: messenger RNA, 2959 nt
Organism: Elaeis guineensis (African oil palm)
Lineage: Eukaryota; Viridiplantae; Streptophyta; Magnoliopsida; Arecales; Arecaceae
Product: putative disease resistance protein At1g50180
Biological process (GO): defense response to other organism
Molecular function (GO): ADP binding
Source: RefSeq, a predicted model, not a curated record